Molecule: messenger RNA, 1277 nt
Organism: Camellia sinensis
Lineage: Eukaryota; Viridiplantae; Streptophyta; Magnoliopsida; Ericales; Theaceae
Source: RefSeq, a predicted model, not a curated record
AUGAAUUCGAUAUGGGUCAUUGUAGACCGAUUAACUAAAUCUGCUCACUUCCUACCAGUGAAGACUCAAUAUAAUGCAGAUAAACUCGCAAUACUUUAUGUGAAUGAAAUUGUAAGGCUUGAUGGUGUUCCGAUUUCGAUUAUGUCGGAUAGAGCUCCCAACUGUGAUUUUACUGCACAAAUUGAGCCAAUUGCCUCAACUGUGCCUUACAUGGUUGCGAGCGGUAAUCAUGAGCGUGAUUGGCCGGGAACAGGUUCCUUCUAUGGGAACAUGGAUUCAGGAGGAGAGUGUGGUGUCUUAGCCGAGACGAUGUUCUAUGUUCCUGCUGAGAACAGGGAUAAAUUCUGGUAUUCCACUGAUUAUGGCAUGUUUCGAUUCUGCAUAGCUGAUACAGAACACGAUUGGAGAGAGGGAACGGAGCAAUUUAACUUCAUUCAGCACUGUCUGGCAUCCGUUGAUAGACAAAAACAACCGUGGCUGAUCUUCCUUGCGCAUCGAGUAUUGGGUUAUUCUUCUGCUGAUUGGUAUGCUGAUGAAGGAUCCUUCGAGGAACCAAUGGGGAGGGAGAGUCUUCAGAAACUUUGGCAGAAGUACAAGGUUGACAUAGCCAUCUAUGGCCAUGUGCAUAACUAUGAGAGGACAUGUCCCAUUUACCAGAACAUUUGCACGAAUGAAGAGAAGCACUAUUAUAAGGGCAGCUUGAAUGGGACAAUUCAUAUAGUUGCUGGGGGCGGUGGAGCAAGCCUUGCGGACUUUACUAGCCUUCAAACCAAGUGGAGUGUCUUCAAAGACCAUGAUUAUGGAUUCGUAAAACUCACUGCAUUCGACCAUUCAAACCUUUUGUUGGAGUACAAGAAAAGCAGGGAUGGGAAUGUUUACGACUCAUUCAGAAUAUCACGGGAUUAUAGAGACAUCCUGGCCUGCACUGUGGACAGUUGCCCGAGUACAACACUGGCAUCUUGAGUUUUAAAUGCCCUUCCCUUCCUUGCACACUGAAUGUUAAUUUCACAACUUGGUCAUGCGUAGUGUGAUCUAUGCAAACAAUUGUUGGGUAAUUACAUAGUGGACACAAGUUUGUCAAGGUUAACCAUCAUGUUGCAUACAAUAUGAACAUAUAAAGCGUGUAGAUCACGACAGAUUUACUGGCAUUUAGCCAAUGCUUCACUUGGCUCUGGACAGGUGUAGAGCGCGUAGACCUUGGAUUUUUAAGUUGUAACAUAACAAUGGCUAUAUUAGGUUUAUUAGGAUGAGUUGGAUUAGUAGUAGAAAAGAGAAAA